This is a messenger RNA of Maylandia zebra (zebra mbuna), 2161 nucleotides long. NCBI's taxonomy places the organism in Eukaryota, Metazoa, Chordata, Actinopteri, Cichliformes, Cichlidae. The record is from RefSeq and is a predicted model, not a curated record.
UCAGACUCCACUUCACAGCUGACAGAGCAGGAACAGAAAAACAAGUUCUGACACCUGUUGAAUCUUCAUAUGAUAAAAGAUGGCGACACAUAAAGAAGUCCUUCUGCAGACCUUGGAGGACUUGGGAGGUGAUGACUUCAAAAAAUUCAAGUGGAUACUGUGUCAGAAGGGGGCCAUGGAAGGUUUCCCAUCAAUCCCAACAAGUCGGCUGGAGAACGCAGACAGGCUGGACACAGUCGAUCAAAUGUUCCAGACCUACUCAACCAAUACCGUUAAAGUUACUAAAAUGGCUUUGGUGAAGAUUGACAAAAAUGAUCUGCUGAAAAAUUUGAAAGACAUAACCUCAGAACCCACAGAGAUUCAGAGAUUAUGUCAGCACAAGUUCAAGUCAAAUCUGAAGAAGAGGUUACAGUGUGUGUUUGAGGGGAUUGCUAAAGCAGGAAACAAAACAAUUCUGAAUCAGAUCUACACAGAGCUCUACAUCAUAGAGGGAGGGACUGCAGAGGUCAGUAAUAAACAUGAAGUCACUCAGAUUGAAACAGCAUCCAGGAAACUAGACAGACCAGAAGCAACAAUUAGACAGGAAGCCAUCUUUAGAGCCUCACCUGGAAGAGAUGAACCAAUCAGAACAGUGCUGACAAUGGGAGUGGCUGGCAUUGGGAAAACAGUCUUAGCACACAAGUUCACUCUGGACUGGGCUGAAGGAAAAACAAACCAGGACAUCCAGUUCAUGUUUCCAUUCACUUUCAGAGAGUUGAAUGUGCUGAAAGAGGAAAAGUUCAGCUUGGUGGAACUUGUUCAUCACUUCUUUACUGAAACCAAAGAAGCAGGAAUCUGCAGCUUUGAAGACUUCAAGGUUGUGUUCAUCUUUGAUGGUCUGGAUGAGUGUCGACUUCCUCUGGACUUCAACAAAACUAAAAUCCUGACUGAUGUUACUGAGUCCACCUCAGUGAAUGUGCUACUGACCAACCUCAUCAGGGGGAAAUUGCUUCCCUCUGCUCACCUAUGGAUAACCACAAGACCUGCAGCAGCCAAUCAGAUCCCUUCUGACUGUGUUUGUAUGGUGACAGAGAUCAGAGGGUUUACUGACCCACAAAAGGAGGAGUACUUCAGGAAGAGAUUCAGAGAUAGGGAGCAGGCUGGCAGGAUCAUCUCCCACAUUGAGACAUCACAAAGCCUCCACACAAUGUGCCACAUCCCAGUCUUCUGCUGGAUCACUGCUGCAGUUCUGGAGAAUUUCCUGAAAACCAGUGAGGGUAGAGAUUUACCCAAGACUUUAACUGAUAUGUACAGCCACUUCCUGGUGCUACAAGCCAAAGGGAAGAAGGGCAAGUCUAAUGGCGGAGCUGACAGAGAUUCAUGGUGGAGUCCCGAAAUCAAGAAGAUGAUUGAGUAUCUGGGAAAACUUGCCUUUGAUCAGCUUCAGAAAGGAAACCUGAUCUUCUAUGAAUCAGACCUGACAGAGUGUGGCAUCGAUAUCAGUGAUGCUUCAGUGUACUCAGGAAUGUUCUCACACAUAUUUAAAGAGGAGAGAGGACUGUACCAGGACAAGGUGUUCUUCUUCACCCAUCUGAGUGUUCAGGAGUUUCUGGCUGCUCUUUAUGUCCAUCUGACCUUCAUCAACUCUGGAGUCAACCUGCUUAAAGAAAAAACAUAUCAGUUGUCUAAAGUUUUCAGAAACAAACAUACAGUUAAACAGUUUUACAAGAGUGCUGUGAAGAAGGCCUUACAGAGUCCAAAUGGACACCUGGACUUGUUCCUCCGUUUCCUCCUGGGUCUUUCAAUGCUGAACAAUGAGAGUCCCUCACAAGGCCUGCUGACACAGAUAGGAAGUAUCUCACAGAAUAAUCAGGAAAUAGUCCAGUACAUCAAGAAGAAGAUCAAUGAGAACCUGUCUGCAGAGAAAUGCAUCAAUCUGUUCCACUGUCUGAACGAACUCAGUGAUUGUUCUCUAGUGGAGGAGAUCCAACAGUCCCUGAGAUCAGGAAGUCUCUCCACAAAUAAACUGUCUCCUGCUCAGUGGUCAGCUCUGGUCUUCAUCUUACUGUCAUCAGAAAAAGAUCUGAAUGAGUUUGACCUGAAAAAAUACUCUGACUCAAAUUCAGAGGAGGCUCUUCUGAGGCUGCUUCCAGUUGCCAAAGCCUCCAAGAAAGUGCUGUAG